Molecule: messenger RNA, 519 nt
Organism: Vespula vulgaris
Lineage: Eukaryota; Metazoa; Arthropoda; Insecta; Hymenoptera; Vespidae
Exons: 4
Coding region: 1-519 (172 amino acids)
Biological process (GO): sensory perception of smell; detection of chemical stimulus involved in sensory perception of smell
Cellular component (GO): plasma membrane
Molecular function (GO): olfactory receptor activity; odorant binding
Source: RefSeq, a predicted model, not a curated record
AUGGCACUGAGAAAUUCGUCAAUGGUUUACAAACUACCGUAUAAAACACGAAUCAUUAUCGAUAUACGCGACGUUAGGAUCUAUAUUUGUCUCUGCAUUUAUCAGUUUUUGGCAGUACAGAGUAUUACACUAGGUUUCGUCGGAUUCGACUGUUUAUUCACCAAUCUUUCAUGUCAUAUUACCGCACAAUUUGGAAUUCUCAGUUACACUAUUAAAGAAAUUUUCGACGACUCUAAUGGUUUUCAACAUAAUAUAAGGGAACUUGUACUUCGACAUUAUAAAUUAAUAAGACAAGCAAAAGCUUUGGAAGACAAUUUUAAUAUAAUAAUAUUACAACAAUUAAUGGGAAGUACGUUCCAACUUUGUUCAUCUGGUUACAAUACAUCUCUGGGCUCAGUAAAGAAAGAUAUAGCAACAUUGAUAAUAUUCUAUUCAUAUGCUUGUAGUGUUAUGAGUACAUUGUUCACUUAUUGUUACAUCGGGGAGUGUCUUAUUCAGGAAGUAAUUAAAAUUAAUUGA